This is a messenger RNA of Diaporthe batatas, 3134 nucleotides long. RefSeq lists its product as uncharacterized. The transcript is spliced from 4 exons. The coding region runs from base 425 to 2854 and encodes 809 amino acids. Gene Ontology annotation, biological process: transmembrane transport. The record is from RefSeq and is a predicted model, not a curated record. Lineage: Eukaryota; Fungi; Ascomycota; Sordariomycetes; Diaporthales; Diaporthaceae. Gene Ontology annotation, molecular function: sulfate transmembrane transporter activity. Gene Ontology annotation, cellular component: membrane.
GUCAGAGUUUCCCGAAACAACAGCUUCAACCUCUUUUCUCCUCCCUCGUGUGAUGCGCCUUUGCUUGGCCGACGAGUGGGAACUCUGGUCUUGUGCUUGGGGGAUUGACUGAUUGACUAACCAAUUGAUCUCUGGGGUGGCUGUUCUCCCUUCUGACUCGGCAAGCCGGGCCAUGCUACCCAACUGUCCUGCAGACUGACUACUAGGCACUCCGUACACAACAACUCCAGCACGAUCCUGCCCACGCAGCCACUUCACCGUCUCUUUGCCGGCGCCGCCCCUCCCCCCAAGGCACCCCCACCCCUUCGCUGCGGACAGACAGGGCGGAAAGAAAAACAUAACCUGCAUGGUCUACCACACGCAACAUCCCGCGGCGCAGAUGGCCAUGUGCUAGGGCCAGAAACACCAACCGCCGCCUCCAGACAUGGCUUCCAACAACUCCCGGGCGCCCUCGGGCAGUUCCACGCCCAAUCCACACGCGCCAUCCACCCCGAGCGGACUGCGCCGCACCUACAACGCCAGCGCCGACGCCUUGCCCUCUCCCGGCGUCCCAGCCGCCCCAGCAGCCCCUGCGCCCCGAGAUGCCUCCCCUCCCAGGCCUCCUGCUCACUCGAGAGCCCCCUCCGAGACAACUGCCCUUCUUCGGGAUGCCCUCGACCGCGAACAUGCCCACGACGGGCCCUGCGGCCACGGCACCUUCUCCCCGCAGCCCUCCAGUCCCACCAACGCCUUCAGCCGCUCUCUCAACCCGUCCCUGAACGGCUCUCGUGCCCCCUCCCCCGGCGCGUCGUCCGAGAGCUCGCUGCCCAUCAUAGACAGCGUCGUCGCCUUUGUCGCUGCCAAGGGUGCUCCGGACUGGAGGAAACGCUGGGCCGGCCGCAUGAGGACAAAGACCAUGGGCAGGUCCAGCGAGCUGGCCCAGAGGCACGGCGUCAAGGACAACGCCUUUAUGUAUCUCUCUUAUUACUUCCCCGCCCUGGUAUGGCUGCGCCAGUACAAGCUCUCCUUCCUCAAGGGUGACUUCAUCGCCGCCCUGACCAUCGCCGGCAUGUACCUGCCGAUGGCGCUCUCCCUCGCCGACACCCUCGCACACGUCCCGCCCAUCAAUGGCCUGUACUCCUUCGUCUUCAACCCCUUCCUGUACGCCGUCAUGGGCACUGCGCCUCAGAUGAUCCUCGGCCCCGAAGCCCCUGGGUCCUUGCUGGUCGGGAGCGUCGUCAAGGGCAGCGUGGAGCUCGGCCGCGGCUCGGACGACGAUGCCGUCAUGCAUGCCCAGAUUUGCGGCAUCAUCGCUGGCACCGCUGGCGCCACCAUCUUGUUGUCAGGCCUGUUCCGCCUGGGCUUCCUCGACAGCGUGCUCUCGAAACCGUUCCUGCGCGGCUUCAUCUCCGCCAUCGGGUUCGUCAUCUUCGUGGAACAGCUCAUGCCGGAGCUCGGCUUGGCCCAGCUGGCUGCUGACCACGUCGGCCAUGGAAGCACCAUGGACAAGUUGACCUUCAUCUUGACACAUACAGGUGAUGUCCAUGUGCUCACUGCUGUCAUAUCCCUCGUCAGCUUCUCCAUAGUCAUGACUUGCAGGGAAAUGAAAAAGAAGAUGCAGCCGCGCUACCCAUGGCUGGUGUACAUACCGGACCGUCUGAUCGUCGUCGUGUCGUCCGCAAUCCUGUGCUACUUCCUCGACUGGGAAGAAAAGGGCGUCGCAAUCAUGGGCGAAAUCAAGGCGGCGUCGGGCCACGUCUUCACCUUCAGGUGGCCUUUCCAGCUCUCUCAUAUGACGCAUAUCAGGGACGCCAUGGGCACCUCAUUUCUCAUCGCCCUGCUUGGGUUCUUCGAGUCGUCCGUCGCCGCCAAGAGCCUCGGCCCCAGCAAGGACGUGCCGGGCAUACAGCUCAGCCCCAACCGGGAGCUCGUGGCGCUGGGCACCGCAAACCUGAUCGGUGCUUGCUUCAUGAGCAUGCCUGCAUUUGGCGGUUACGGCAGGAGCAAGGUGAACAAACAGACCGGCGGGAAGACGCCAAUGAGCUCCGUGUUCUUGAGCUGCCUGACCAUCGUCUGUAUCUUUUUCAUAUUGCCAUACUUCUACUACCUCCCGAAACCCGUACUGUCAUCCCUCAUCACAGUCGUCGCGUAUUCCCUCGUCGAAGAAGCCCCCCACGACAUCGCGUUCUUCCUCCGGAUCGGUGCCUGGCCCGAGCUCGGACUCAUGCUUGUCAUCGUCCUGACUACCAUCUUCUAUUCUCUCAACAUGGGCAUCGCGGUAGGCAUCGGGGUCUCGCUCUUGCAGGUCAUUCGCCACGCCACCCGGCCCAGGAUACAGAUCCUGGGACGUAUCCCGGGCACACAGCGGUUUGAAAACGCCGAGGACAACCCCGAGCGGCUGGAGUUUGUCGAAGGCUGCCUCAUCGUCAAAAUCCCCGAGCCACUGACAUUUGCCAACACAGGCGAGCUCAGGACCAGGCUCAGGCGGUUGGAGAUGUAUGGCACAGGCAGGGCGCACCCUGCGCUGCCCCGCCUCCGCCACGAAGAUAGCAACAGGAACAUCAUUUUCGACAUCCAUGGCGUGACCUCGCUCGACGGGUCUGGCACCAUGGUGCUGGAGGAGAUUGUACGCACGUAUCGCGAGCGCGGGGUGCGGGUCUUCUUCAGCCGGUGUCCAAAUCGUGGCAAAGAUACGAGCAAGGUGUGGCGCCUCAUGGUUCGCAGUGGCAUCGUCGAUCUUGUGGGCGGCGAGGGCCAAUUCGUGGAUGACGUGCAGGAUGCCCUCAAGAUGACCGAAGUGGAGGAUGGCGGGGAGUCGGUCGUUUCGGGAGAGAGGGGACGGACGAUGGCAGAGCGGGAUGUCGGGGUGGAGUGAGAAAGUUGGCGGUCUAGAAGUUAACAGUCUGGAAACUGGCGCAAAGCAUAGACGGUCCACCGGUUUGGAUAUGGUGUAUAGAUGACUUGAGAUGACUCGAUGGGUAGACGAUGUGUGUGUGUGUCUUUCAACGGCACUUGGAUGCGUGCAUUACGACAUGAAGCGGCGUCUUGCAUAAGUGGUGUGGUUCUUGUCUUUUCAAUCGUGGGAAAUAAUAUCCAGAACAGCAUUCCAAUUCCGGUCAUGAUUUACCACAGAUCAAUUUGAAAGCUAAAAACCA